Messenger RNA from Aplosporella prunicola CBS 121167, 633 nucleotides. RefSeq lists its product as uncharacterized. The record is from RefSeq and is a predicted model, not a curated record. Gene Ontology annotation, cellular component: cytoplasm. NCBI's taxonomy places the organism in Eukaryota, Fungi, Ascomycota, Dothideomycetes, Botryosphaeriales, Aplosporellaceae. Bases 1 to 633 code for a protein of 210 amino acids. The transcript has 2 exons.
AUGUCUCAGCACCAGCACCAGCUCGACGCCAAAGUCGCUGCCAUUGUCGACAGGCAACGCGCCGACUCUGACGACGAGGAUGCCCUGAUCGCCGAGCUCGAGGAGGACGACAGCCUCGAUGCCUUCCGCGAACAACGCCUGCAGCAGCUGCACGCCGAAUACUCGCGCGCAAAGCAGAUGCGCAACUCGGAGCAUGGCACCUACUCGGAGAUCCAGGACGAAAAGGCCUUGAUGGACAUUACCACUUCCACGAAGCUGGUCGUCGUCCACUUCUUCAAGCCCGACUUCAACCGCUGCCGCAUCAUGGACACGCACCUCGAGACGCUUGCCCCCAAGCACUUCGACACGCGCUUCCUCCGCAUCAACGUCGACAACUGCCCCUUCCUCGUCACCAAGCUCAAGGUCCAGGUGCUGCCGUGCGUCAUGGCCUGGGUCGACGGCCUCAGCGCCGACCGCAUCGUCGGCUUCGAGGGCAUCGGCUACAGCGCCGACAACUUCCGCACCAACGAGCUCGAGGCCCGCCUCCUCCGCUCCGGUGUGCUCACCCGCGCAAAGGUGAAUGAGGGCGAGACGGCCCCGCUCCGCCGCGCACCUGUACAGCAGCAGGAAGACUCGGACGACGACUGGGAUUGA